AUGUGGAUGAUAGCAUGUGUUGUUCUGAUGAUUGUACGACCGUUCAUUACCAGGCCAACAAUAUACAACAGUGCUGAAGUCGCACAUUACGUUUCUGUAUUACUGCCAAUUCACAACAUUUCUGUAGUGGUUAUUCUGGUGGUGCUGUACUCAAUUAUAUGCUGUUACGUCGCAACAAUAAGCCGAAUUUCUCACAACAGCAUUGACAAAAUACAAAUACAGCUUUUCAUCCAAGCUCUCUUGAUCUGCGCAAGCACUGCUACUGCAGCUGGCCUCUACAUCGUUUUAGUGGUUAUUCCAGCACCUAAAUACGUAGUGAUCAUUGCAAACGCUGUGUGGCAGUUUAGUCACGGGGUGCCUGGCAUUGUUCUUAUCUGCUUGAACAAGCACAUUCGAGAAGACGUGAGAAGCAUUUUUUGGAGGAAGAAAAAUGUUAAUCGUACAACCUUUAUUUCAGUCACGAUAACUGUUAAAUAA
This is a messenger RNA of Cooperia oncophora, 477 nucleotides long. Lineage: Eukaryota; Metazoa; Nematoda; Chromadorea; Rhabditida; Trichostrongylidae. The record is from the annotation of a GenBank genome assembly.